Molecule: messenger RNA, 444 nt
Organism: Arctia plantaginis
Lineage: Eukaryota; Metazoa; Arthropoda; Insecta; Lepidoptera; Erebidae
Source: the annotation of a GenBank genome assembly
AUGAUAGUAUAUAGCUUAAAUUUAAGAACUACUGUGAUAUUCUCCGAUUAUCAGAUACAAAAGCUUUCUCAGAAUGUAACCAUGAGUUCAACACAAAUUACGAGAAGUUAUGGGAAUCACAGACGUGGGAGUCGUGAUUCUAUUGACAGUGGUGAUGAAAGUGAUUACGAAGAUUCCGACGAUGAAGAAUCAAACCGCAAACGGAUAUCACGUCGUCAUAAAAAGAAACGGGUUAAAAGCCGUAUACCAGAUUACGAUGAGUUUGCAAGAUUUCGUGAUUCGAGUCGACCUCCUGAUAGUCAUUACACAUCAGUAAAACCCUCAUCAUCUUCGUCUGACAAAGCAUCUGUUGCACCUCAAGAACCAUCUGCUCCAAGUGAAGAACCAUCUGGGCCAAAUGAAGAACCAGCCCCACAAGACGAAGAAUCUAACACAAAAAAGUAA